Molecule: messenger RNA, 3427 nt
Organism: Cheilinus undulatus (humphead wrasse)
Lineage: Eukaryota; Metazoa; Chordata; Actinopteri; Labriformes; Labridae
Product: zinc finger protein 599-like
Exons: 4
Coding region: 103-2589 (828 amino acids)
Biological process (GO): regulation of transcription by RNA polymerase II
Molecular function (GO): DNA-binding transcription factor activity, RNA polymerase II-specific; RNA polymerase II cis-regulatory region sequence-specific DNA binding
Source: RefSeq, a predicted model, not a curated record
GCGUGUUUAGAACAUCCAGUGUCCUAACGGAGGAAAGCUACCCCAGAAAGGUGUCCAGGUUUGACUUUCCUCCCUCUUUUUUGACUCUUGGAUGUUUGUAAAAUGUCCGGGUCUCAGGGACUUUCAGUUUUUCAUGAAGAGGUCCAGCAGCUGUCAGUGAGUACAGAAGAGAUCUCCUCUGAGAAGCAGGAGAGGAGCUCCAGUUCGAACCAAGAAAUAAGCAAGCCUCUGCAAAUUAAAGAGGAGCCAGAGGAAGAAUGGAGCAUUCAGGGGGGAAAGCAGCUUCAAGGACCAAAGGGAGAUGAUAUUAUCAACUUCACUUCUGUUCCUGUCCCUGUGAAGAGUGAAGAUGAUGAGGAGAAACCUCAGUCCUCACAGCUUCAUCACAUAAAAAUUGAGGCAGCCCGGUACUUUGAUCCAGAGAGAGAUUUACAACCAGAGACUGAGGUCAAGACUGAAGACUCAUCUGAUUCUGGGACUGAUGACAGCACUGAUUGGAGGGAGGCAACAGAACACCAGUCAUGUUCAAGCUCAGUGGGAAAAAUCCCCAAAGAGAGAGCAAAGACUGAGAAGAAAUUGCAUAUCUGCUCUGAGUGUUGUAAAACAUUUACAGACAAAAGCCAACUUAAACACCAUAUGAAAAGUCACACUGGAGAGACACCCUUUAGCUGUUCUGAGUGUGGAAAGAGUUUUAAAUACAAAUGGUCCCUGAAACAACAUAUGCAAACUCACACGGGAGAAAAACCCUUCAGCUGCUCUGAGUGUGGGAAGAGAUUUAAAUACAAAUGCUCCCUUAAAACCCAUAUCAGAUGUCACACGGGAGAGAAGCCCUUUCACUGCUCUGAAUGUGGAAAAAGUUUUACAAAUAAGCACAAUUUUAAAGCUCAUUUGAGAAUUCACACAGGAGAGAAACCUUUUGGAUGCUCUGAGUGUGGCAAAACAUUUUACAGCCUGGAAGUUUUGAACAAACACAAAGCAGUUCACAUAGGAGAGAAACUCUUUAGCUGCUCUGAGUGUGGUCAGAGAUUUACACAUAAAGGAAGUUUGAAGACUCACAUGAGAAUUCACACAGGAGUUAAAGCUUUUGUCUGCUCUGAGUGUGACAAAAGAUUUAUUGAUCAAAAAGGUUUAAACAGACACAGCGUAGUUCACACCAGAGAAAAACCAUUCUGCUGCUUAGAGUGUGGUAUGAGAUUUACACAAAAAGGAAGCGUGGCCAGACAUAUGGACCAAAGACCAGGGACCCCCACUGCACCUGAAGUUUUCCACGAAGAGGUCCAGCAGCUGUCAGUGAGUACAGAAGAAAUCUCCUCUGAGGAGCAGGAGAGGAGCUCCAGUUUGAACCAAGAAAAAAGCAAGCCUAUGCAAAUUAAAGAGGAGCCAGAGGAAGAAUGGAGCAGUCAGGGGGGAGAGCAGCUUCAAGGAGCAGAGGAGGAUGGUAUCAUCAAGUUCACUUUUGUUCCAGUCCCUGUUAGGAGUGAUGAAGAGGAGGAGAAACCUCAGUCCUCACAGCUUUGUCAAAGUCAAACGCAACAGAUGGAAACAGGAGAGGGCUGUGGUGGAGCAGAGGCAGCCAGUUACUUUGAUCCAGAGAGAGAUUUACAACCAGAGACUGAGGUCAAGACUGAAUACUCAUCCGAUCCUGGGACUGAUGACAGCACUGACUGGAGAGAGGCAACAGAACACCAGUCAGGUUCAAACUCAGUAGAAACAAUCCCAAAAGAGAGAGCAGAGACUGAGAAGAAAUUGUACAUGUGUUCUGAGUGUGGUGAAAGCUUUAUUUACAAAAGCCAACUUAUAAAACACAUGAGAAUUCACACGGGAGAAAAACCUUUCAGCUGCUCUGAGUGUGGAAAGAGAUAUAAACACAAAUGGUCCCUUACAGAACAUAUGAGAAUUCACACAGGAGAGAAACCUUUCAGCUGCUCUGAGUGUGGAACAAGAUUUGAACACCACUGGUCCCUUAGGGAACAUAUGAGAAUUCACACAGGAGAUAAACUCUUCAUCUGUUCUGAGUGUGGAAAGCAAUAUAAAAACAAAUGGUCCUUUACAAGUCAUAGGAGAAUUCACUCAGAAGAGAACCCUUUCAGCUGCUCUGGGUGUGGGAAGAAAUUUAAAUUCAAAUAUCUCCUUAAAAAACAUAUGCGAAUGCACACUGGAGAGAAACCCUUUCACUGCUCUGAGUGUGGUCAGAGAUUUACACAAAACAGUCAUCUGACAGCUCACAUGAGAAUUCACACAGGAGAAAAACCUUUUGGCUGCACUGAUUGUGGCAAAAGAUUUAGAGAUCAAAUGGGUUUUAACAGACACAAAGCAGUUCAUACUGGAGAGAAACCCUUUAGCUGCUCCGAGUGUGGUUUGAGAUUUACCCAAAAAGGAAGUUUGACAGUACACAUGAGAAUUCACACAGGAGAAAAACCUUUUGGCUGCUCUGAGUGUGGCAAAAGAUUUAGCGAUCAAAGGGGCUUUAACAGACACAGGGUAGUUCACACCAGAGAGAAACCCUUCGGCUGCUUAGAGUGUGGUCAGAGAUUUACACAAAAAGGAAGCUUGACUAAACAUAUGAGAUUUCACACACAGCUACUUUAGAGACUGAGCUUAAUCCUGAAGCCUUUUCUGAACCUGAGAUUCAGAUCAUUAUUGUGUCCUCUUUCAAAAAUUGUGAACUUACUUUACAAAGAAUACCCCUUCCCAUUUCAUGCUGUCUGCGAUGGAACAAAAAAGAAAAGAAAAAAAAGAAACUGUGAAUAAGUUUUAUAGUUAGUCGUGUCAAAGUUUGUGUCACCUGAUAAUGAAUCAUUAGACUCACCUGUGGUUGGAUUCUUGUUCAUUAGAAUUUUGUGGUCUAAAAUUUAGCUUUGCUUCCAAGACUUUCAUUGGAGUGUACUCAUUUUUGCAACAUGGUCUUGAAUGAUCUUGUUAGGACAAUUACUUUUUUGUGUAAUUAUUGAGUGCUGUUUUUGCUACAAGAUUGUUUUCUUUUUCUCCGGAAUAAAGCAUGUAGGUUGAAGUUGCUGUUAUUUUUAUGUUACAUACAGUGCAUUCAGAAAAUAUUCAGACCCACUUCACAUUUUCAGUUUAUGUUGCAGCCUGAUGCUUCUGUUUUUUAAUUUUUUUUUUCCCAAUCUACACUCAGUGCCCAUAAUUACAAAGUGAAACUGAAAUUUUAUACAUUUUUGCAAAAGUAUGAAAAAUAACAACACCUGAAAUUUAGUUGAGGUUCCUCCUAAAGCAGCAGUUUAAUCUGACUUAGACCACAGUUCUUUAAUAAAACAAGAGCAAAGAGCCACACUAAAAGCGUUUGUUUGGAGAGAAGGUGUUUAUUCACAUCUUUGGCUUGAAUUUUAGCCACCAACAAGCUCUGCCAUUCAAACACUCCGGCAGUGCUAGCCUGUGCUACUCAGGUUAGUACCUAAAUAACCACUGC